GAAGCAGAAAAGAGACAUGAGGCUUACGCAGGUGGAUUUAUUCGACACGGAGGAGCAGGGAUCAACAAUGGCGAUGGAAGUCGACGACGUUGACCCACUGGAGGUCUUCAAGGAAGGUGCCAUCAACGUCGACAACAAGCUCGCCGACGCCGAUUUCUUCAACAAUUUCGCGGACGAUUUCGACGACUCCGACAUCAAUUGAUGCUCUCGCAUCCCCUACCCUCUACUGCUAUAUAUCUCUUCUUUUUUAUCUAUUGAGGGGCAAAAGAGGGGACAGCCGGAAAGGGUGGUUGGCCUUUUAGCUUAAAGCAGCAUUCUGAGGGAUGUGGUAAAGGGGUGUUCUCAUAUCAAGGGGGUAGGAACUGGAAAUGUACUAUGAUCUUGUUCAUGUUAGUUGUGUGUUCAUCUAUUGGCGGAUUAAUGUCCAUUUGCAUUUUAGCUAAUUAAUUACCUGUAAAAUUUUUCUAUGUUCUUUACAUUAACUUAUAUAUGGGAUUCAUAAUGUGCAUGAACAUAAGGGUGCUAAUACUGCUGAUGAAUAUCGGAAGUAAUUAUAGAAAUUGACUUCGGUGUUCGGUUCCUUUUAUGGUUUCCCCCGUUAUCUCUCUCCAUUGGUUUCCUCCAUCUCUUGUAUCUAUAUUAACUUUGUAUCUGAGCAACAGGUGGUAGAGUAACAUGCUUUUAUGUUUUCUUGCACUUCCUGUUAAAUUUUCUAUCCAGUAAACCAGUAAUACCUUUAAUAACAAUACUGAUUAAUUUUAGUGAUUUUCAUCGAACAGUGCAAUAUUAUGAAGGCACACUAGAAAGCAAAAAGCAGGAUCACAACAAUAGGUGAUAAGGCAAUUUCUUUGCUACUUGAUUUGUAGUGGGGAUAUCAUGCAUCGUCUUCCCAUAAUAACCCAAUAUAGUCAUGAAAUUUGCCUGAUAGACCUACCAUAUUGACAUCACAAGGGGAACCAUUAAGAGAAACCCUAUUGCUUUGUUUCCUUCUAAUUGCUUUGAAGCAGGCCUUCAAAGCUGUGGUGUUGCCGCCCAAGCCUGUAUUAUUUUGCAACAUAUCUGUUGAUGCUUUUUAAGAUGGUGGAUCAUUAGAGAGAGGUCCUUCCAAUUGAUUAUGGGAUAUGUGUACAAAUUUCAAACUUAACAUCUCACUGAAAGUCAAUGGGAUGGGCCCGGAGAGCUUGUUGUGGGAGAUAUUGAACACUUCAAACCUCUGUAGAAGCCCUGACUCCUGAGGCAAAGCUCCUGUAACUUAUCUGGCUUAUGUCAAGGCUCUGGAAAUAGUGUGUAGGUUGCCAAUCUGGAAGUCCAUACGUCAUUUUCAAGCUCUUCAGAUUGACUUUUGCCUAAUUAACAUAUAUAGCUCACCAUACAAGUUAUUGUAGCUGAGGUCAAUAUAAUGCAAGUAUGGAUACAGGCCUAGCUCAUCCACUAUAUUUCUUGUAAGUAGCUAGAUUCCUUCAAGUCCAACUCAAAAUAAAUUUAGGCAUUGUUUGGUUCA
This is a messenger RNA of Manihot esculenta (cassava), 1501 nucleotides long. Its product is annotated as small acidic protein 1-like. The record is from RefSeq and is a predicted model, not a curated record. The coding region runs from base 17 to 202 and encodes 61 amino acids. The transcript has 2 exons. NCBI's taxonomy places the organism in Eukaryota, Viridiplantae, Streptophyta, Magnoliopsida, Malpighiales, Euphorbiaceae.